This is a messenger RNA of Rubroshorea leprosula, 828 nucleotides long. Lineage: Eukaryota; Viridiplantae; Streptophyta; Magnoliopsida; Malvales; Dipterocarpaceae. The record is from the annotation of a GenBank genome assembly.
GCAUGCAUUACUAGUGUAUGAAAUUCCUUUGCAUUUUUCACUUACAUGGUACAUCGAAGUAGUGAUGACUUUGAGACACUUUCUCGACUCUAAAUACAUAAGCAAGUGGAUUCAACAAACAUAACAGGAAAACAAACCAAAGAAUGAAUCGAAUCGAGUCAAUCAUAAUGGAAAACAUCCACAGACACAACGAAUACACACCAAAGACUACAAAUUCUAAAGGAUAUAGCUUUGUUGACAUAUGAAAACCAAGAUCAAACAGUCAAUAGAGCAAGACAUGAUAAGUGAAUCAAAAGAGAAAGAGAAAGAAAUUCAUGGGGAAGAUGAAGUUCAAGAACCACCCAAACCCAAGGAAAUCAAGCCAUAUGUGCCUCCCGUUCCUUUUCCUCAAAGAUUGAAGCAGCAACAAUACAAUAAGGAAUUUGGUAAAUUUUUUGACAUGCUUAAGAAAUUGUUGGAAGCUGCAGUCCAGAACCAAGGUGCAUCAAUUCAGAAUUUAGAGGUUCAGGUAGGUCAAUUGGCAAAUAUGAUUUCUAGAAGAAACCAAGGAGCUCUACCCAACAAUACAGAGAUAAAUCCCAAUGAACAGGUAAAUGCCAUAACUUUGAGAAGUGAGAAACAAAUUCAAAGAGAGCAAGACAUGAUAAGUGAAUCAAAAGAGAAAGAGAAAGAAAUUCAUGGGGAAGAUGAAGUUCAAGAACCAUCCAAACCCAAGGAAAUCAAGCCAUAUAUGCCUCCCGUUCCUUUUCCUCAGAGAUUGAAGCAGCAGUAAUACAAUAAGGAAUUUGGUAAAUUUUUUGAUAUGCUUAAGAAAUUGCACAUUAACAU